Messenger RNA from Ostreobium quekettii, 1209 nucleotides. The record is from the annotation of a GenBank genome assembly. NCBI's taxonomy places the organism in Eukaryota, Viridiplantae, Chlorophyta, Ulvophyceae, Bryopsidales, Ostreobiaceae.
AUGUUGGUGCAGGAACCUGAAGUAGAUAAACUCGAACAGCAAGGAAGGGACCGGCGUGGCAAGGAACGGGGAAAAUAUACGUACGAUGACCUGGACGAUGACGUCAAGAGGGCGGCGUGGGCGGAGCGCAUGGGGUACACGAAGAUAGGGAAACGGGUCCCGGAUGACGUCACUGUGGGGGACGUUGUUCGGACGUUCCCAAGGGAGGUGUACCAACUUGAUCACGGGAAGGCGUGGAGGGCACUGUUCACCACCGUUGCCGCCAUCUGCGUGUCGAUGACGCUGGUGGCAAUUUCGCCAUGGUAUCUGAAGCCCGUCUCGUGGUUCGUGGCGGGGACGGCAUGCACAGGGCUGUUCGUGCUAGGGCACGAGUGCGGCCAUCGAGUCUUCCAUCGCUCCCUGUGGGUGAACGACCUUGUGGGCCAUUUGGUGAUGACCCCCCUCAUUUUUCCGUACCACCCGUGGAGGCUCAGCCACACGUUGCACCAUCUGCACACCAACAAGCUGAGCAAAGACACAGGGUGGCAGCCGAUCAUGAAGGAGGCUGCCAGAGAUGCGGGGCCUGCCUUGCGCGUGGGAUUGAGGGCGGUGCUGGGAACGCCGCUCAAGUUGUGGCUGUCGGUGUACCACUGGAUCAACUGGCAUUUCAGUUUCGAAAAAUUUCCAAAGUACCAAAGCAAACACCUGGUGUACUUGAGCUGGGCGCUUGUGGCUGCAUUUGCCGGGACCCUGUGGCCUUGGCUCAUCGCCAACCACGGCAUACAGGGCUUCCUGGAUUUUUGGCUCAUGCCGUGGCUGGGAUACCACUUCUGGAUGAGCACAAUCACGAUGGUGCACCACACGGCGCCCCACAUCCCCUUCACGGAAGAGGAGGACUACCACGCGGCCAGGGCAAAGCUGGGAGGCACCGUGAAUUGCGAGUACCCGCGAUGGGUGGAGGCCCUGACUCAUGACAUAAACGUCCACAUACCCCACCAUCUGUCUUCGCGAAUCCCAUUCUACAAUCUGCGAGCUGCCACGGAGUCUCUGAGGCAGAAUUGGGGCCAGUACAUGACGGAGGGCCGGUUGAAUUGGAGGAUGAUGCGGAACUUACUCACGCAAGUCCAUCUGUACGACAAGGACAGUAGCUACGUGGCCUUCGACGCGGAUGGCGACAACGAGGAGGCGUUCCUGGCCUUGCAGCGACAAGUGUACCCAGACGCGAUGUGA